CACCAGGGCUGUUAUUCAAUUCAAUUCAGGGCUGUUCUGAGCAGGAAAGCGGAUUGAAAUUGUAACAGGUUGAGGUGAUAUUAAGGUUAACAUUAUAAUGACGUUAUUAUACGACAACAUGCCCAUUUUUUAAGGUAAAUUAAUGUACUGGUCUAUGUGUUUGCUGGUCGUGCAGCUGUUGGCGAGACGUUUUACUGCACAGCUGAAAGUGAAAGUAAAACUGCUAACUGAGGAGGAAAGGAACCGCCCAGGUCUCUCUGUAAGAUGGUCGAAUCUCGAAUAAAGUAAUCAAUCAAUCAAUAUUACUGGGCUUGAUUGGCCAGCCAACUCACCUGACCUGGACCCCAGAGAGAAUCUAUGGGAUAUUGUCAAGAGCAAGAUGAGAAACACCCGACCCAAAAAUACAGACCAGCUGAAGGCUGCUAUCAAAACAACCUGGGCUUCAGUAACACCUCAGUAGUGCUACAGGCUGAUCGCCUCCAUGCCAUGCUGCAUUGUUGCAGUAGUUUGUGGGAAGAGAAGAGAUAUGUGAACACAUCCAUUGAAAUUUUUAUCCAAAAUAACUUGCGUUUCAUUGGAUCUCCAGCCCAAGCAGUUGAUACAUGCUCAAAAACCCAAUAGAGUCUCUGUGGCAGUGUGUGGAUUUGAACUCAUCUGAUCACUAGCUUGUGAUGGCUGACCUGGCUGCAGGCUCUGCAUGCCGUGCAUAUGGAGCUCUCCUUUUCCAGGACCUGAUCCUCUGGCUCGCCCUGUGGACUGCACUUCUGUGCUCUGAAGGUGCUUUGCACAUGAACCUGACAUGGCUGUGGGCUUUCAGGGCUUUCAGCUGGUUUCUGCUUUACACAGUCAGUUUAGCCACCCUGGAUAAGACCACACACAAUCUUCUGAAGCCCUGGGUAGCAUUACAGUGUUUUGUAGCUCCUGUGUUUGACAUGGUGCAAACACUAGUUCUUGGAGGGAGGUGUGGCUUUAGUCCUGUGCCUGUCCCCUCCAUGGUGGUUUUAAAUGCACUGACUGGCAUUCUGAUCCAUCUGAUGUGGGACAAGGCAUUCCCUAGUAAAAAGGUGAAGAAAGAACAAGAGGCCAAGGUUCUCCUGAUGAGAGUGAUUCACUGUUCAAAACCAGACUACCUUCACCUGGGGGCAGCCUUUUUCUUCCUCAUCUUGGCUGCAUUAUUUGAGUCACGUAUUCCGUACUACGUGGGGAAAAUCAUUGAUGGUUUGAGUGGAGAAUACAAGCAUGACAACUUCUUGUGGGCCAUUGCAUGCAUGGCGUUUUACUCUUUUGGAAGUUCUAUGUUCUCUGGCUUGAGAGGAGGCAUGUUCAUGUGUAGCCUGAGCAGACUCAACAAUAGAAUUCGACACAUGCUGUUUCAGAACCUGAUGAAACAGGAAAUAAGCUUCUUUGAAGAAAAUAAACCAGGAAGCUUGACAUCGCGACUGGCCUCCGACACUGAUAAAAUGGGCCGCUCUAUAGCCCUGAAUGUAAAUGUGCUCCUGAGAAGUCUGGUUAAGACAUGUGGCAUGCUUGUGCAGAUGCUCAGCCUGUCCUGGCAGCUCACACUCCUCACCUGUGUGGAGAUGCCUCUCCUCGCUGUGCUACAGAACUAUUACAACAUUUACUACCAGAAAAGAUCAAGUGAGCUGCGGGACUGCCUGGCUGAAGUCGAGCAGCUGGCCUCUUCUGCCAUCAGGUCUGUAAAGACGGUGCGGAGCUUCAGGGCUGAGACUCAGGAGCUGAAGCGGUACCAAGAGGCUCUGGACAGGAAGCUUCAGAUACUGCAGUGCAAGGGCAUUUCCAGUGCAGUCCACCACCUUCUGCGCAAAUGUCUGUCAUUGAGCCUGAGGGUGGCUAUGGUGCUUCUUGGACGCCGUCUCAUCUCCUCUGGUCAGCUAAGCAGUGGGAGCCUUCUGGCUUUUAUGCUGUAUCAAAAAGACAUGGUGACCAACAUGAAGAACCUGGUGAAGGUCUAUGGAGAAAUCCUGAACACAGCAUGGUCAACAGAGAAGGUGUUUCAGCUGCUAGACAGAAAACCAAACAUGCAAGAAGCAGGCGAAUGGAUACCUGAGAAACUGGAAGGAAGAAUUACUUUUGAUAACGUCACCCUCUCUUACCCUUCCCAACCUGAAAAGAAAGCACUUAAGUCUGUGAGUAUAGAGCUGAGUCCAGGGAAGAUGACUGCACUGGUUGGCCCCUCUGGUGGAGGUAAAACUUCCUGUGUCAGUCUGCUGCAGAGGUUUUAUGAGCCUCAACAGGGCCAAGUGCUACUGGACACUGCACCACUUGAUCAGUACCAACACCAGUACCUGUGUAGCCAGAUGGCAGCUGUGUCCCAGAACCCAGUGCUGUUCUCUGGCUCUGUGAAAUACAACAUUGCAUACGGCCUACGUGACUGCACCAUAGAGAGGAUAAAAGAGGCAGCAAAGAAAGCCAAUGCACAUGACUUUAUUUGCAGACUGGAUGACGGCUAUGACACUGACAUUGGAGAGUGUGGUGGGCAGCUAUCCUCAGGACAGAAGCAGUGUAUUGCUAUAGCCAGAGUGUUGAUCAGAAAUCCAAAAAUAAUCAUUUUGGAUGAAGCGACCAGCAACUUGGACUUCAACACUCAGCAUGCGAUUCAGAAAGUCUUCUCUGGAAUAAAGGAUCAGACAGUGCUGGUGAUCGCUCAUCGUCUGCAGACUAUCGAGAGAGCUGAUCAUAUCAUCUAUUUGGAAGACGGGAUGGUCAAGGAGCAAGGAACACACGCGCAGCUUAUGGCUAUAAAAGGGGGAUAUUUCAAGCUUAGGGAAAAAUUGUUUCCAGUGGAUUCGGACCAAGACUAAGCAGAUUCAUUACCAUUAGGUAUGAAUUUGCAAGUAUCAACUGAAUGUGGAAGUAAUGAGAAAUUUAAAAUCAUGAUUUUAACAUCAGGCGGCACGGUGGUGUAGUGGUUAGCGCUGUCGCCUCACAGCAAGAAGGUCCGGGUUCGAGCCCCGUGGUCGGCGAGGGCCUUUCUGUGUGGAGUUUGCAUGUUCUCCCCGUGUCCGCGUGGGUUUCCUCCAGGUGCUCCGGUUUCCCCCCACAGUCCAAAGACAUGCAGGUUAGGUUAACUGGUGACUCUAAAUUGACCGUAGGUGUGAAUGUGAGUGUGAAUGAUUGUCUGUGUCUAUGUGUCAGCCCUGUGAUGACCUGGCGACUUGUCCAGGGUGUACCCCGCCUUUCACCCAUAGUCAGCUGGGAUAGGCUCCAGCUUGCCUGCGACCCUGUAGAACAGGAUAAAGCGGCUACAGAUAAUGAGAUGAGACCUAUUUUCAUUGAGAAUAUACACUUGUGUUCAAAAUAAUAGCAGUCCAACACGACUAACCAGAUCAAUCACUGUUUUUGGUGGAAAUUAUAUUACUACAUGGCAAAUAAUUUACCAGUAGGUGUAGUAGAGUCAUAGAAAACCAACAGACCCAACAUUCAUGAUAUGCAUGCUCCUGAGUCUGUGUAAUGGAAUAAUUAAGUGAAAGGGACGUGUUCAAAAUAAUAGCAGUGUGGAGUUUAAUUAGUGAGGUCAUUCAUUCUGUGAAAAAACAGAUGUCAGUCAGGUGGCCCUAAUUUAAGGAUGAAGCCAGCACAUGUUGUACAUCCAUUUCUCUCUGAAAACAUGAGAAACAUGGGUCGUUCCAGACAUUGUUCAGAAGAACAGCGUGCUUUGAUUAAAAUGUUGAUUGGAGAGGUAAAACAUAUACUGUAAAGAAGUGCAGAAAAUGAUGGGCUGCUCAGCUAAAAUGAUCUCCUCCAGUGCUUUAAAAUGGACAGCAAAGCCAGAGAGACGUGGAAGAAAACCGAAGACUACCAUUUGAAUGGAUCAAAGAAUAGCCAGAAUGGCAAAGACUCAGCCAAUGAUCAGCUCCAGGGUGAUCAAAGACGGUCUGAAGUUACCUGUGAGUACUGUGACAAUUAGAAGAUGCCUGUGUGAAGCUACUCUAUCGGCAAGAAGCUCCCGCAAAGUUCCACUGUUAAAAAAAAGACGUGCUGAAGAGGAUACAAUUUGCCAAAGAACACAUCGACUGGCCUAAAGAGAAAUGGAAAAACAUUUUGUGGACUGAUGAAAGUAAAAUUGUUCUUUUUGGGUCCAAGAGCCGCAGACAGUUUUUCAGACGACCCCCAAACACUGAAUUCAAGCCACAGUACACUCUGAAGACAGUGAAGCAUGGUGGUGCAAGCAUCAUGAUAUGGGAACGUUUCUCUUACUAUGGUGUUGGGCCCAUUUAUCGCAUACCAGGGAUCAUAGAUCAGUUUGCAUAUAUCAAAAUACUUGACGAGGUCAUGUUGCCUUAUGCUGAAGAGGAAAUGCCCUUGAAAUGGGUGUUUCAACAAGACAACGACCCCAAACGCACCAGUAAGCGAGCAGCAUCAGCGUUCAAGACCAACAAAAUGAAAGUUAUGGAGUGGCCAGCCCAAUCCCCGGACCUUAAUCCGAUAGAAAACUUGUGGGGUGACAUCAAAAAUGCUGUUUCUGAGGCAAAACCAAGAAAUGCAGAGGAAUUGUGGAAUGUUGUCAAAUCAUCCUGGGCUGGAAUACCUGUUCACAGGUGCCAGAAGUUCUCAGAAACAGUGGUUAUACAACUAAAUAUUAGUUUAGUGAUUCACAGGAAUACUAAAUCCUUAAGAUUUUUUCAGUUUAUACAGUAAAUAUUUGGAGUUUGUAAUGAAAAAUGCAGACACUGCUAUUUUUUUGAACAGCCCAAUGUUCAUUUUUCUUCAUUUUCUGUAAAGUAAUUAAUAUAUUGAUGCAUUUUUCUUCAUGGGCGGCACGGUGGUGUAGUGGUUAGCGCUGUCGCCUCACAGCAAGAAGGUCCUGGGUUCGAGCCCCAUGGCCGGCGAGGGCCUUUCUGUGCGGAGUUUGCAUGUUCUCCCCGUGUCCGCGUGGGUUUCCUCCGGGUGCUCCGGUUUCCCCCACAG
This is a messenger RNA of Neoarius graeffei (lesser salmon catfish), 4929 nucleotides long. RefSeq names its product antigen peptide transporter 2-like. The coding region runs from base 672 to 2822 and encodes 716 amino acids. The transcript has 13 exons. The record is from RefSeq and is a predicted model, not a curated record. Lineage: Eukaryota; Metazoa; Chordata; Actinopteri; Siluriformes; Ariidae. Gene Ontology annotation, cellular component: membrane. Gene Ontology annotation, biological process: transmembrane transport. Gene Ontology annotation, molecular function: ATP hydrolysis activity; ABC-type oligopeptide transporter activity; ATP binding.